Messenger RNA from Triticum urartu, 943 nucleotides. NCBI's taxonomy places the organism in Eukaryota, Viridiplantae, Streptophyta, Magnoliopsida, Poales, Poaceae. The record is from RefSeq and is a predicted model, not a curated record.
UAAACAGUGACUACAAUCCGAACUCACAUUGAAACUAGGCAUCCUGCAAACUGUUCACAAUUCUUCUGUAAAUAAAACAAAAGUUUACGUUUGUUUUGUUUUCAGAUUCUGGAAGCUCCGUUUUGGAGUCACGAGGCAUCUGAUGCUGUGAGGGCUUCUUGGAGAGACGAGUAUGAAGCUUGUGAUGAUUUUUCUAUGGUUUUGCAGACAUCACAAAAUGGCUGCAAAAAAAUUCUUCAAAAGGAACCUUUAUCAUCUCUACCGCAUGAGUUUGAAAACGAAAUUAUGAAAGAUAAGGCAAAAAAGCUUUCGGCUAAUUACUCUGAAUAUCGGAAGGUACCUGGAGACGGGAGUUGCUUUUACAGAUCGUUCAUAUACUCAUACCUGGAGCAGCUUGUGAAAGUAUCUCACGAGGAGGAGCUACGUUUACUUGGUGCACUUGAACCUAUGUGGGAGAAAUUCCAAAGGCUUCAUUUGCCUGGUUCAUAUUCAGAUCUUCAUGAUGCUUUUGUGGGCUUCAUACUGGAAUGUAUGGAACAAAAACAAAAACUGUCAGUAAGUGGCUAUCAAGAGUGGCUUUUCCAGGAGAGUCAAAAUGAGCAGAAGUUUGCGAACAGUGAGAAUAUACAACAAUUUUCUUAGUUAUCUUGCCAACUUACUCUAAUUUUCUGACUCCAACUAUUUUUGUUUUGUGUUUAGUACUUUUGUAUCUUUGACUUGUGACAGCUAUUGAGAUAUGCACUGAGGUUGAAACUUUUAAGUCAUUCAUAAGCGAACUUGGUCAAGGAAUGCCUAAUGCAAUAGGGGUGAGUAUUUCCUUUAGAUGAUGCAGUAAUCUUCUAUGCAUAAUUGAGUGUCAUAUGUACAUUAGAAGCAAAUGGUAUUGCCUUUCUUGUCUGCUAGUUAUGAUUUGUCUGUGUGAUGGAACUGCAUAGUAGGAGCU